AUGGCUGUAACCCUAGGCCAAGACCUUGGACUGGAUAUGAAGCUUGCCUCUUGUGAGACAAGGCGACAACGAAUGCUCAAGAGGUUAUGGUGGUGUUGUUUCAUGAGAGAUCAAUUCGUGGCCCUCAUGAUGUGGACUCCUCCACAGCUUGGCGCUCGUCAUCGUCAUCUGCCCAUGCUCGAGCUGUCAGAUUUUGAGCUUCAAGAUGGGUCUGCGGCUGCUACAAACGGGCGACACGAAUGGGACUUCCUUAGCAACAGGACGACCAGGAUUCAUUUGGCCAUCCUGUGUAUAGCGAAAGCGAAGCUUUGUGUGUGCAUCAACCAGAUCCUACAGGCACGAUAUAAAACCUUGCGGUAUGAGAACUGCGAUAACAUGACGACGAUACUCGUCCCCAUGCACUCUCAUUCCAGCCCUUUCGAGAUUCUUGAGCUGGACCGCCAACUACGAGAGUGGCAUUACGAUGUUUCUGGCAAUGGUGGGUUCGACUUGCGAGACCCAGCGAACUCGGCGACUACUGGUAAAUUGGAUGCCACACUCAUGCACCGGGCACAUCUGAAGUUACUGUUCCUCGCCGCCCUAAUAGCUCUUCAUCGCCCACAAGCUCUGAACACUACCUCCACCUUGUCGACGACCUAUCGGCAGUUGUCUAGGGAGAAACUCCACGAUGCGGCAGACGAGAUAGCACAUAUCGCGAUCUCCAUCAAAGACCUUCACAUGGGGACGCACCUAAAUCCCAACGGAUUAAACCUCUUACUCCCCAUCAUGCUCGCGCAUCUUCAAGAUGUCCAGCCGCUGAUCGAGCAUCGUCGCUGCAGCAGACAGGACAAGUACCACGAUAGCAUGCAAGCGCUGGACACCCUCGGGGACCUCGCUGAUCCCGAGGUUUUCCUGCCUUCCAAACUCGAAACUUCUUUUCUUAAGUUCAACAUUCUUCCGUCACGCGAGUACAAUAUCCCUGCUUCCAUUGGCUUCCAAAGGGUCAACUAUGACAGCCUUUGUAUCACCCCUUCCCGCAUUGUUUCAACUUUGUCACAGCUUGGUGCAGUUACUCACUCCGAACUGGAAAUGCUUGCAGGGAUGGGCGGGGACCGGAAGCACAUCCCCCGUACGACAAACUCCGACGAUGAUACACGAGUAUCCUUGACGUUGGCAUCUUCGGCAAACGCGCUAGCUUCGCAGUGUAUAAAUCGGACAUGCGGUUGGAGACACGGCUUUCAUACAGGUGAAAUCGUCACAGCGCCAGCAGUACAGUCUUUUAGCACCGUGGUCAAUCAGAGCGAAGACACAAGUAUCGAGAAACACUUCGACUGGAGGCUAAAACAUGAAGCUUCCCGUGCAGCGAAGCAUCGUCGAGAAUGCUUACUGGACCGUUGUGUCUCAGGUGUCGACUUGGAGGAUCUGCCCUUUGAUGGAUGA
Molecule: messenger RNA, 1419 nt
Organism: Cladophialophora yegresii CBS 114405
Lineage: Eukaryota; Fungi; Ascomycota; Eurotiomycetes; Chaetothyriales; Herpotrichiellaceae
Exons: 1
Coding region: 1-1419 (472 amino acids)
Biological process (GO): DNA-templated transcription
Molecular function (GO): DNA binding; zinc ion binding
Source: RefSeq, a predicted model, not a curated record